This is a messenger RNA of Mesorhabditis spiculigera, 2571 nucleotides long. The record is from the annotation of a GenBank genome assembly. NCBI's taxonomy places the organism in Eukaryota, Metazoa, Nematoda, Chromadorea, Rhabditida, Rhabditidae.
AUGGAAUUUCUCCUACUCUCCAAUCUGAAAAUCCCCUUGGAAGCGCACAACACCCAAGACUGCGAAUUUUAUGGAUACAAUCCGGCCUCGAAAAAUCCCGGCCGACAUGCGUCCUUCUCCUGCAACGAAAUCUACAUCGAGAUCCUGCUCCCGUUCAGCACCAGCCAAACCCGGCUCCGACAUUGUCUCCCCUCCCACAACUGCACCUAUCUCGAAGUCGAGUCAUCUAACGACCCAAUCACUUUGCGAAUUCCGAUCUUCGACAAGCCGAUCUACAACAGGUUCACAACAGCCCUAUCACUCUGGCAGAACACCAUCCUGAUCCGACAUCGCAACGUCAGCUGUCCAAUCCCGCUCUGUUCUACCACGAUCAGCUGCACCUUUUGUUCUCUUUAUGGACAACAACUGUACCAUUGUACCCACACCAUCGCGAUCAGCAGCCUGACCAUCAGCCUCGGCCUAACGUUGGCGAUCAUCUGCUAUCUUCUCAAGAAAACAAUCUUCCCGACGACAAGCCUUUUCGCCCUCUGGCAAAAUAUCCGGACUCGAUUAGCCAGGACCGCGCCAAUCACCACAUCUCUGCCACUUGCAACCGGGAUUCCACCUCCAGAUCCUCCAACCUCUCCACCUACGACUCUGGACACGACAUCAAAUCCAAGAAGCCGACGACCCCGACAUCGUAAACGUCUGCGACGAACACACGACGACCAGUCUACCCAUUCUACUCCACUUCCCUCGGACAUCCCCAAUCAAGCCACUGCUGCCAACGCACCAGAUCCGCCUCACCACCACACUGCACCUCCACAACUUCGAUAUCAGAAGAAACCCCUGCCUGUCAAGAAACCUAUCAGCAGCAAGGCCAUUCUUCUCGCCAUCUUCGCCAUGCUAACUAACAUCCAAGCCUGCAGCAACAUAGCCAGCCUUUCCGGACACAACCUUCAUUGCAGUGUCGACAGUCAAGGAACGAAGAAGUGUGCUAUCAGCAGCGAGCACCUAUUAAUUCUUCCUUCCACCCGACAGCAAACCUGCCUCGAACUCAACGGCCUGCUUCAGAACAACAGCCACCCACUUGGACAACUCCACGUCCAAUAUCUCCCCCUACAAUUUCGCUGCCAACCUAAAACAAUCUUCUUCACAAGACAGCACACUUUUGAAACUGCUUCUUCUCGGCGAUGCAAGGGCGCCGGCCCAUGCGAAGACAACUACUGCGAAAAGGUCGACAUACACGACCGUAUCACCGAAUUUGACAGCACCGUCAACAACUACCCCGGCUACAGCUACUGCAUCCCAGCCAGCCCCGGUUUCUCAGCCGGAUGUGUACUCUUCACGGAGAGCGGUUGUAUGUUCUACCGACUACAUGCCCGACCACUUCAUACCACCAUCUAUCAAGCCUUCGAUUGCACUGCCUAUACACCACUACUCCGCGUCAGUGCCACUUUCCUUGACAGCAAUGGACUAUCUACCAACUACUCCGCGCUCGAGUUGUCUCCCGGUAUCCCAACCCAGCUGUCUGACCAUAUCCGUAUGACCCUCGGCGCCAUCAGCGUUCCACCAUCUCCACUGCUCGCUUCCACCUUCCUCAAAAGACUGACGGAUCAGAAAAUCACUCGACAUCCACAACACUUCAAUCCCCCUAACCCGGGCACCAUCUCACAGCUAAUCUGUCCGAGCGCCAAAGAUGCCGAACUCUUCAACUGUAGUUUUUCCCAAACGACAUGCCAGUGCCACCCUGGUGAGGACCACGUUCGUUGUGAUUGUCCUACAGUCAACCUCGACCUCUACUUCGAUCACCCGGAACACCAACUUCCACUCACAACGGAACAGUACACCUUCACCGCCAACUCCAUUACGAACGACCUCCUUAUCGAGAUGUCUACCGGAACUGUCACCCAGAUUAUGAUUGAAAUCAUCAACGCUAGCGCCACCGUCACCAGCUCUUCUGCCAUCUGUGACUUCAACAUCUCGGAAUUUCACGGAUGCAUCAAUUGCGACAGCGGCGCUAACGCCUACUACUCCUGCAAAACGGAUUUUGGAACCACCACCGCUUCCCUUGAGUGCCUUCAACGCACCUGGCCGAUUGAAUGCACCUACCAAGGAAUCAGCAACUUCCUCACCAUAUCUCAACCCUCGUCCACCAUCAACACCUCCUGUGCCCUUCACUGCAACGGAAUCACCAAAUCUAUCCCUAUCACCGGCAACCUGACCCACCUUCCGCCCAUCGCUCUUCAAGUAGCUCGCACCAACUACGUCAGCGCACUGACGGAAUCCGAAGGCCUCUCUCUAACCGGAAUAUGGGAUUCCAUUACAUCUGGCCUCUUCUCCAAUCUACGAAUCCUUCUCUGCAGUCUCGCAGUCAUCGCCAGUAUCCUCCUUCUCUGUUGCUGCUAUCUACAAGGUUGCAGCUCUCUACUUCCUCAUCGAUUUAUCGCCGCCCGGGGAGGGCCGUCACCGACGACGGAUACAAACUGCCGCCCGGCGGAGUGUCACCGCAUCGGUGAUCACACAACACCAAAUGGAAUCGGUUCCCACCAUGAAAGCUAUAAAACGCCAACACGACCCCGCUCCACGGAA